ACCCAGCAUGCCUUAGGAGUCUCUGUAGACACCGAGAAUAGAAGCAGAAACUGCAGAAGGGCCUGGUGGUGAUUUCCUGAUGGUCUGAUGGAUUUCUUGGUGAUUUCAUGGAGAUCUGAUGGAUUUCUUGGUGAUCUGCAGUUUUUCGGCGAGGGGGCGUGGUCAAGGCUGUGAUGCUAACAGCUAGCUAACCUCCACCAUCUUACAGGAGACAUGGACGGCCAAUUGCGGGAUCACGGCUCCUGGCCCGGCGAGUCUGCCCCGAUGUCGAUGCAGCCGGUGUCAUGGCAACCGUCGAAGGAUGGCGAGCGUCUGAUUGGUCAUGUUCUGAGCAAGAAGACGAAGGACGGCUCGGUUCCUGCAGACAGCGGAGCGCUGCUCGGGCUCAAGGUGGUGGGGGGGAAGAUGACGGAGUCGGGGCAUCUCUGUGCGUUCAUCACUAAGGUGAAGAGAGGAAGUCUGGCAGACACGGUGGGACACCUGAGACCAGGGGACCAGGUCCUGGAGUGGAAUGGCCGGCCUCUCCAGGGAGCCUCAUUUAACGAAGUCUACAACAUCAUCCUGGACUCCAAAGCCGAGCCGCAGGUGGAGCUGCUGGUCUGCAGAGCGCUUGGAGAAGUUUCCAGAAGUGCAGACUUCUCCCAGCUGGACUCCAGUCCUUUCGACUGUCAGAAAGUCUCGUCUCCCAUCAUCCCCGGCGUUCUGUCCGGGCCGCUGUCUGUGGCUACCAGGCGCCCGCUUGUUCCCCGGAUCCAGGUGAAGCUGUGGUACGAUAAGGUGGGUCAUCAGCUGAUCGUCACGGUCCUCGGAGCCAAAGAACUUCCUGUCCGAGACGAUGGCCGGCCCAGAAACCCCUACGUCUACAUCUACUUCCUGCCCGACAGGAGCGAUAAGAGUAAGAGGCGGACCAAGACGGUGAAGAAGUCUGUGGAGCCGCGGUGGAACCAGACCUUCAUGUACUCUCCGGUCCCUCAGAGAGAGUUCAGAGAGCGGAUGCUGGAGCUGACGGUCUGGGACCAGGCCCGGGUCCGGGAGGAGGAAAACCAGUUCCUGGGAGAGGUGCUCGUAGAGAUGGAGUCUGCUCUGCUGGACGAUCAGCCUCACUGGUACAAACUGCAGCUCCUAGACAGCGCCCCCUACCUGCAGAGGAGAGGACUACAGCACAGGUCUCAAAGGAUCUAUGAUGGCGAGUUUUCAGAUUUUGACUGUGAAGACGGCAUCGGGGUGAUAUCAGACUUCAGGCGGGACUUCCACAGCUCCACCCUCUCAGUGCCGGAGCAGGUCAUAUCGUCCAAUCACGGCUCUCGAUCCGACCUGGUCAGGAUAAGGUCACGGUCGCCGAGCCAACCGUCUCCUCACCGCGGUAACCCCCUGUACCCAUUGUACCGUGAGGACGCCGUGCGGUUGCUACGGGGAACCAAACUGAGCCGAGCGAACUCAGACGCCGGGCAGUACAGCAGCCAAUCACACGGCAGGAGGACUAUGAGGAGAAUUUCUGUCGCCAACUCUCUCGAUUCACACGACAGAUACUAUAACGGUUCUAACCAGCCUCCCUGGACGAGCCACAUGAUGACCGGGAGCAGUGAGGACUACAGUCAGGAUUUUAUUCCUGAUUUUCCGUACGAACCCGACGGCUUCGACAGCGACCUGCUCAGGACUAACCCCCUUGGAGGACUGGCCCGCCGUGGACGCCAGCUGCCCAUCGUCCCGCCCAAAGGAUCUCCGGAUAAAAUUUUGGCCACGCCUGCUGCAGGAGCACCAAUGGCAACUGUAGCUCCACCCACCCUACAUCAACAGGCCCCUCCCCCUUUCAACACACAAGCCCCUCCUCCCCCUGCAAAUCCUAUACCACCGCCGCGUAUACGAAUCCAAGCCCCACCUCCUCCUGGACCCCCCAACCCCCAACCACCCCCUGCACUUACUACUGCUCCGACAAGUCCAAGCCCCGCCACAGUCCCUCUUUUGGUAAAAGCCUCGACCCCAGCUCCAGUACCAGUCCCGCCCCCAGUUCCUUCUCCGGUACAAGCCCCGCCCAUAUUCCCUCCUCUAGCGCAAGCCCCUCCCCCAAUUCUAGCUCAAACCCCAGCACCAACUACUGUCCCUGCACCAAUACAAGUCCAAGCCCCGCCUCCAGUUCCUGCUCCGGCACAAGUCCAAGCCCCGCCCACAGCUCCUGUUGCACCUACUGACCCUCCUGAACCAACUGCACCCACUGCUCCAGCUACUGCACCUUCUCAAGCCCCGCCCCCUGCUCCUCCUGUAGUCCAAUUAAUGCCGGCUUCUGAAGCUACUGUUCCCCCAACACCGGCCCCUGCCCUGGCACCAACACCGGCCCCUGCCCUGGCACCAACACCGGCCCCUGCAGCAGCCGCGCCCCCACAAACUCCAGAGCACGAGAGACGCUGCUUGACUCCUGGAGGAACCAGAAAAGAGGUCACAUGGGAGGACCUGCUGAAAACAGCCAAUGGUGCGAAGGACCCGUCCCAGGUGAGCAGACCGAAAUACUCAACAUGUCCUUCAUACAUCACUGAUGAUGUCACACUCCUGUCCGCCUGUCUGUCUGUCUCUCUGUCUGUCCUCCGGUCUGCCCACCUGUCUGUGUCUGUCUGUCUGCCCACCUGUCUGUCUGUCUCUCUGUCUGUCUGUCCUCCGGUCUGCCCACCUGUCUGUGUCUGUCUGUCUGUCCACUUGUUUGUGUCUGUCUGUCUGUCUGUCCUCCGGUCUGCCCACCUGUCUGUGUCUGUCUGUCUGUCCACUUGUUUGUGUCUGUCUGUCUGUCCACCUGUCUGUGUCUGUCUGUCUGUCCACUUGUUUGUGUCUGUCUGUCUGUGUCUCCAGAUGAGGGACAGUCUGUCCUUUAAAUCAACAGACAGUGAUGUCAGUGAUGUCCCCAAGAUCAGCGGGGCGGAGGCUCCUCAGGGCCAAUCCGAGGAGUCGGGGGCGGGGCCAGAGGGCUCACAGGAAGCUGCGGGGGCGGUCGGGGGCGGAGCCACGCUGCUGGCGAGCGAAUCAGAGGCCGAGGAGUCUGAGCCGGAGCCAGAGACGGCCCCUGCAAAGCCGACGCCCACCAAGCCGGCUGAGGUCUGCUCGCUGAACCGGAACAACGACGACGACGAAGACGACAAGAAGAAACGCUCGGGCCUCGGGGCCCUGGUCCUGGGGCUGGUCGGGCUGGGCAAGAAGAACCAGAACAGCUCCCAGAUCAACCCCGAGG
Messenger RNA from Etheostoma spectabile (orangethroat darter), 3214 nucleotides. RefSeq names its product regulating synaptic membrane exocytosis protein 2-like. The record is from RefSeq and is a predicted model, not a curated record. Lineage: Eukaryota; Metazoa; Chordata; Actinopteri; Perciformes; Percidae. Gene Ontology annotation, cellular component: presynaptic membrane; cytoskeleton of presynaptic active zone. Gene Ontology annotation, molecular function: transmembrane transporter binding; small GTPase binding. Gene Ontology annotation, biological process: positive regulation of synaptic transmission; regulation of synaptic vesicle exocytosis; regulation of synaptic plasticity.